GUGUUUAAUAAUUUAUCAGUUGCAUAUAACACCCAUUGCUCAUCACAUCACGUGCCCUCCUUAAUGCCCAUUACCCAAAAAGUGAACUUUAUGACCUGAGUGUUACUGUUGUGAUAUUCAGAUCUUAUUUGAAUAUAUUCAGUGUCAUUUCAUAUUUGAAUGAUGUUCAGAAAAAUCCACUGGAAUUUUCAUUCACAUGCUUAGUAUAUUUUAAUUUUACAUUCUUGUCUGCUCUAUUUAGAUUUGUUUUGAAAGUCUCUUUAAAUAUUUUUGCAAAAAUCACAAAACACUACAUUACAAAGUAUUAUUUAUUGAAUAUAAUUCACAAAGCAAUCUAUUUUUACUCCUCCUUGAAAAAUACUUGUGUUUUUGAUACACCUCCAUUAAGUGCUUUUAACAUGAGAGGGUAUUUUGAUAUUUUUAUAGAACUGAUUGUAAAGGUAACAGGUAUAGUAUUUUAGGACACUUUGCAGGUAGCCCUUGCCUUUUCACUGAGAUGUAGACGUGGAAAACUCCCUGGAAAUGAGAUCAAGAACAAACCAUCCAUUUCACUUGUGAUCUAUUUUGCAUAAUGGAAAAGCUUCAGCUCCUCAUUCUCACCACCAGGUGGUAUUUUUCAGAAACCAAAAUGUUAACUUUGCCUCUUCUGGUUGUUCAUCCCCUGCAUUGAGCACUGAUAGGAAAAGCAGCAGACUCGGGAAAGUAGAUAAAGACAGGCUCUCAGGAGAGGGGGGUAGAUAUAUGCUUGUUUAAAUAACCGCAGUACUUCAGAGAUAGGUUGCAAUGACAAGGGAGACAAAUGAAAUAAAAGCAAAGUAUUUCAGAAACCGUCCAAUGGGCAGCUAGGAAAAUGCAGACAACACGGGGGGGGCUGCCUAUAUAUAGUCUGCAAGAUUUAAAAAUAUACUUAUUUGUAUUCUUUUUGCAUUAUGAAAAAAAUGAAAUAAAUUUUGUGUGAUAGUUCUGAUGAUGAAAGGUGGAAAUUCUACCUAGCUUUGAACGAAUUUUUUUCUUAAGAAGAUAAGAACGUUAUGGUGCUAAACUUAACAAAAAAGAGACCAUUGAAAUGCUGAUAAUUUUAGUAGUCUUUUAAAAAGUGUUGACACGAGGCCCUAUAGCUUGGGGGUUAGAACACUGGUCCUGUAAAAAGUAUUGAGGGGGCAAAGACUACAAAUUAUACCAUUCAAAAACCUAUAACUCUGUUUCGGACUGCUACCCUGAGUGUCAGUUAACUCAGUUUGUAAUAACUAUUAAUGAUCUCUGUUUACAAUAAAGAUUCUGUAAAUUGUUUGCUGUUGAUUUUUUAAUGGUUAAAAUUCUAGCAGGUUUCUACUUAAUCAUACAAACAUGAUGAAUUUAUAGCUUGAGAAUACUUAAAUGCAUUGGUGUUUAUGUAAUCUGUCUGGAAUCCUGGAGCUCAUAGCUCGAAGCUGUACAGUUCCUGUUUGGAUAGUCCUACCCUCUGUGCAUUGCAGACUCUCUCUAGUGGCUCCUCCCUUCGUGUCCCAGGGGAAUGUGCACACUGUCACUGUGGCAAGAGGCCAGAGCCCGGAAGAUGAAAGGGCAAAGGUUUGCCAAGGGCAGGCAGGCUCCAAGGGUGGAUGGGUGGAGCCUCAAAGGCUCAGGUCUGAAUCCCCACCUGGCUAGAUCCAGACAGACCCAUUUGAAAACUGCCUAAGGACCUAAGGCAUUAUGAAAAACCUACAUUUCAGAGUCCUAACAAUGCUAAUAGGUCUUUAUUUUACUGGAACAAUGACAAACCCAUCCAGAAAAAGCAGUCUUUUAUUCAGUUCGGAGUGCCAAUGGAAUGGGUAUCUUCUGACAAAUUGUUCCUUUACCGGAAAGCAUGAUAUCCAUGUGGACAGACCCCAGCCAGCAGCCACAGUGGACACAAGGGCCAGUUUCCUUAGGGCUCUCUUACGGUCGCACAUGAGAAAAGAAGACUGGAAUACAAAACAUCUGGACCUCAGUAACAAUCGCAUUCCGAACAUCACCUUAAGCCCUCUUGCACACUUCCACGCUUUGGAAGUACUAAACCUCAGCAACAGUUCCCUCCUCUCCAUCGCGUUGGAUCUACGCAGUGCUAAGUCCUCGUGCAGGAAACGCCACAGAAGCAGCUGGAGGCACGGGCUUCCGUUUCUAAAGUUGUUAAUUCUUCAAAGAAACAAACUCGCCGACAUUCCCAAUGGACUGUGGAAACUGAAGUCAUUACAGAGUCUGGAUCUAUCCUUCAACGGGAUAGCGCAGAUCGGUUUGUCUGACCUUCGGCACUGCCUGCGGCUGGAAAACCUCUACUUAAAGAGCAACAAGAUAUUCAGGAUUCAUCCAGAAGCCUUCAAGGACCUCAAGAAGUUACAGGUGGUAGACCUCAGCAACAAUGUUCUGACCACCAUCCUGCCCAUGAUGGUCAUUGCUCUGGAGCUUCCCCAUCUGGAGGUGGACUUGGCUGAUAACCAAUGGGAGUGUGACUGCAGUGUGGCAGCCUUCCAAAAGGUCCUUUCUGAAUCCUGGAGGAAAACAUGGAAUGUCAUCUGCAGUAAGUCUGUAGGGAACGAGGAGGCAGACCAGUGGACCCUCCAAAGUGGAAUUUCCAAGGAGACCCACCUUCCUCACGGUCCUGCGAAGCCUGUGAAAAGCCUCCCGCCGGGCCAAUCCAAGAGGCCCCAGGCAGGCUGGUUUGAGCGCCCUGGCACCGCAUGGAGGAAGGGCCCCGCGGGCGCCCCAGCCAGCGAGAGGCCACGCCGACUGCCCAGAGGGGCCAGGAGCCCCAGGGAUGUGCCCACGGCUGGCAGACAGGGAGACACUUCCCAGGACCUCGCCCUGGCCGUCUGCCUGGCCGUGUUCAUCACGUUCUUCGUGGCUUUCUGCCUGGGGGCUUUCGCCAGGCCUUUCAUUGACAGACUGUGGCACCAGAGAUGCGCACGCAAAAGGCCCAGCUCCGACAAUGGGGACAACGCGGAUAACGCGUACUCAAACAAGGGCUUCUGUGACGACACUGAAGCUGCAGGGAACGCCCAGCACCUGAGGACAGAUCGGCCCCUCCAAGAGCCCGCCAGCCCCCGCGCUGCUGUCAUCCCCAACGGACCUCUAGGAGAAUGCGGAAGGGAGCCUGGCAGGUGGCAGAGCAGGGGGCCGUGUGGGGACAGCAGAGGGCCAGGAGGUGGGAAGGAGUACAUACUUCUGAGUGACAGCGCAGCCCAUUCCAUUCUCCAAGGACAGCCGAAUGCUGGUCAUAACCAACGAAUUCCAGCAGGGCAGGAUCACAUCCACAGGAAAGAUGCUCUCGGGGAAGUAAAUUAUGCAACUCUGGCCCAGGAAGGUUCUCCCAGCGUGCAUUCAGCGGGCGCCCCUGUGCGAGCUGGCAGAUUGCAGACUGUCUCUGGCUCAAUUCACAGUGACUCGGGUGAGUUAAAUGCACCCCUCUCAGGAGAAAUGGCAGCUUCUCUCUCUCAAAUGCAAACGCAUACGAAAGCACAGGGGGCUGGAGAGAAUGAGCGGUUACCUUCGGAGUUUUCCAAGGAAAUGCAAGUGGGCACUUACCUGAAUUUGCAGGACACACAGCAGCAAAGGCUCCAGGGGGCCAGUGCUGAGGAAGGGCUUCCCGCCUCCCACGGUGCGGUCCCACUCAGUGACGUGGAACCAGGGCAGAAACAUGCUCCUCCUGACCCUCAGUACCCAUUGGACAGCAGCUACGAUUCUGAUUCUGAUGAAGGGUCUUUAUUUACUCUAAGUUCAACAAGUUCAGAGGAUGCAAGAAAUGUGACUGAAGAAGAGGCACAUGGUGAGAAGAGCCACAGAGCCAGUGAGCCCCCGGAGGACGAGAACUCGGGGGUGAGGAAGGACAAUGUUACAUCAUCAGAGGAUCCUGAGGACAAUAUCCCCUGCCAGAAGAUUCUGGAGAAGUGUGAGAAUCAGGAGGACUGUUUUGAAAACCCUCUCAUUUCUGGUCCAGACUCAGGUUUGUGUGAGACUCAUCUGGAAGGUGCCUCUAACACCAACACAUUUGAGGGUCCACUGACCGUGCCUGGAUCACUGGGCAGUAACAGUCCCUCCGGGGAUGAGACCCCAGGCAUGGUCAUCUGCGAUUAUGCCGCAGCUCUCCGAUCUGAGGCCGUAGAGUGGCAUUACUCACUUAGAGACUUAGAAUUUUUAAAUGUAGAUGUUGUACCACAAACACCACCAUGGUCUGCUGAAGUUCCCUCAGAUCCUGACCAGAGCGACUGUCGUGAAAGAGACUCAGACAUUUAUAAAUAUGAACCUUGCCUUCAGGAAAUGAACACAGCUCAAAAUGAUGUUCCUCUCAAAAUCACUGCCGGUGAAAACUUAGGAGCCUCACAACAAAAUUCGGAAGGGGGCAACAUGAAUCCCCACCUGACGGACACUGAUGCGAAUGAGGGGUUGGCAUGCACUCUUGAGGACUCGGAUUCCAGAAAGGUUAGAAGCCGCACACAAUUGUUACAAUCCUGUAGUGAUGAACCGGCUCUUCAGUGUGAAAGAGGAGAGCGGGGUUAUGCUGAAAGCCGUUCCAGGAGCCAGGUGCCAUUAUUACAAGAGCUCCCAAGUGAAACCAGUUUACCAGGAACGCAGGAGCCCUUCAAUGGCAGAGAUUGGGGUAAAUACUCAGAAGAGAACCUGUUGCAGUUAGAAAAUAUUCAAACGCAGACCCAGGGCCACCUAUUGGGGGCUGGCUUGCUGUAUGAGGACCUACUCUACUACGAUGUGGAACUCGAAAAUCAAAGGGAAUUCAAGUAACAUUUUGAGUUCAGAUUGAAGCCCUUAGAACCGCUGAACAGAUUUUUUUUAAACAAAUUCCACACAAAGAACAGCACAGCUUUCUGGACGGUGAUCGUGAAACUACAAAGUUAGGGGGAUUCAGAGCAACUCUAAAUAUUUGUUCGUAAGUGAUGUUAAAAGAGGGACCAUUUUAUAGACCGAACUGUAAAUUAGAAAUCAGUCUUCAA
This is a messenger RNA of Leptonychotes weddellii (Weddell seal), 4961 nucleotides long. The record is from RefSeq and is a predicted model, not a curated record. NCBI's taxonomy places the organism in Eukaryota, Metazoa, Chordata, Mammalia, Carnivora, Phocidae.